AGGGUCAGGGGGAGGAGAGGCAAGGGAGUGGAGCGAGAAGACGACAGGAGGAGAUCCACCACAGGGUGACCAAUUUAACCGGACCAUCCUUGGACCGCUAGGCUACAAAUGGUCCUCCACCCUGGCCGCCCCCACCGACAACCAUCGCGGCGAAUCGGAUUGUGUGCUGCGCUCCUGUCGGCGGAUAGAAAUAGAAGAUGAUUUCGACCCAGCAGGAGCUGCGGAGAUAGGCCUGGCAGCACAGACUGGUCAUCUUAUUAAUCUUGGUCUCUGAUCACUGGCUCUGGCACAAACAUCUGGAGCUUUGUGCGCCAUUUAACCCCCAUCCAUUCACUCCCACCCUGCGGCCCUGCAGUGUGGCUCCUAAAAACACUCCUCGCUCCUUCAUAAUUUUGUCCACGGGGAUAAAUGAGUGAACCGGCUGCAAAGGAAAGGGCUGGGACAUGUACCAGAACAGAAUGUCCUGGUUCAGUGGUUUCCUAGUUGCCAGAGUGGAUGAUCGCAAGACUGCGUGGGGGGAGCGCAAUGGCAAGAAGUCCAAACGGAAGGGAGGCUCAUCUCUCUGCAACCCGCGUUACAUGAGCUGUCUGCGGGACCCUGAUGCUAUGGAGCCCCCUUCCGGAGCCCCCCUCCAUCAGCACCACCGCGGAGGGGGGGCAGGGGCUAUGGGAGGUGGGGGCAACUUUGGCGUCCGUUGCGGAUGGCAGGAGGACCACUAUGGCAAAAGGGUAGUGGCUCCUGGAGAAGGGGUGGGGCUGAAAUCGGUCGACCUGGGCUUUGAGGACGGGGAGUUAAAAGGGAGGAAAGGUGGGUGUAAUGGAGGAAGUGGCGACAUGGGCGACGAAGGUCCCAACGGUGCAGCAGGAGUGGUAACGGCUGCAGACUGCUGGCUCAGGGUUGUGCGAGUAUUCCAGUCGAAAAAAUUCCAGUCCCGCAAACUGGAGCGCCUAUACCAGCGUUACUUCUUUAGGCUGAACCAGAGCUCCUUAACCAUGCUCAUGGGGGUACUUGUGAUUGUGUGUGGCAUCAUGCUGACCUUCCACUGUGUCCACGCCGCCCCUCACGUGGCCUAUUCAUCAGCCCUCUCAGUGGCGAUGGCGCUGUUUAUGGCUCUAAUGGUCGUGUGCAACCGCAAUGGCUUUCACCAGGACUAUAUGUGGAUGGUCAGUUACCUGGUGAUCGGAGUCUUGGUGUCUGUACAGGUUUUUGGGGUGCUCAUGGUGGCACCUAGGAGUGCUUCGGAAGGCAUCUGGUGGUCCGUGUUCUUCAUCUACAUCAUCUACACUUUGCUGCCUGUGAGGAUGAGGGCGGCAGUUCUGAGUGGAGCAGUUCUGUCCAUCAUACACGUGGUCACCACCUGGCAGAUCAACCAGGAAGACAAGUUCCUUUGGAAACAGGUGAGUGCUAACGUUCUGAUCUUCCUGUGCACCAACAUCAUUGGCAUCUGUACCCACUACCCUGCUGAGGUUUCCCAGAGACAAGCCUUCCAGGAGACCAGAGGAUACAUCCAGGCCCGGCUUCAUCUGCAGAGGGAGAAUCAGCAACAGGAACGUCUGUUGCUUUCAGUGUUGCCAAGGCACGUUGCCAUGGAAAUGAAGGCUGACAUCAAUGCCAAGAAGGAAGACAUGAUGUUUCAUAAGAUCUAUAUCCAGAAACACGACAAUGUCAGUAUUCUGUUUGCAGACAUUGAGGGUUUUACCAGCCUGGCAUCUCAGUGCACAGCUCAGGAGCUGGUCAUGACACUAAACGAGCUCUUUGCUCGUUUUGACAAACUGGCGUCGGAGAACCACUGUCUCCGUAUUAAAAUUUUGGGUGAUUGUUACUACUGCGUGUCUGGGCUCCCUGAACCCCGGGCUGACCACGCCCACUGCUGUGUGGAGAUGGGUGUUGACAUGAUAGAGGCCAUCUCGUUGGUGCGUGAGGUGACGGGGGUCAACGUUAACAUGCGCGUCGGCAUUCACAGUGGACGCGUUCACUGCGGCGUGCUGGGACUCAGGAAGUGGCAGUUUGACGUGUGGUCAAAUGAUGUCACGCUGGCCAAUCACAUGGAGGCAGGAGGCAAAGCAGGGCGGAUCCACAUCACAAAGGCCACUCUGCAGUAUCUGAAUGGGGACUAUGAGGUGGAGCCAGGUUUUGGAGGUGAGAGGAAUGCGUAUCUGAAGGAGAACAGCAUUGAGACAUUCCUGGUCCUUGGCUGCAGCCAGAAACGGAAGGAGGAGAAGGCGAUGAUGGCGAAGAUGCAACGGACAAGAGCCAACUCUAAUGAGGGGCUGAUGCCACGCUGGGUCCCCGACAGAACCUUCACCAGGACCAAAGACUCCAAAGUCUUCAGACAAAUGGGGAUUGAUGAAACCUCCAGUAAGGACAACCGUGGUGUUCAGGAGGCCAUGAACCCAGAGGAUGAGGUGGAUGAGUUUCUGGGGCGGGCCAUUGACGCUCGCAGCAUCGACCAGUUAAGAAAAGACCAUGUUAAGAAGUUCCUACUCACCUUCCAGACCUCGAGCCUGGAGAAAAAGUAUUCCAAGAAGGUGGACGAUCGUUUUGGAGGCUAUGUUGCCUGUACUCUCCUUGUAUUCUGCUUCAUAUCCUUCAUACAGAUUGUUAUCUUUCCACACACCCCAGUCAUGCUGGGAAUCUACAUCAGUAUCUUCAUCAUACUCGCCAACAUCCUCUUCGUCUGUGCCAUAUACUCUUGCAUCAAGAUUUUUCCAGCUGCGAUGCAGACUGUCUCGAAGAAGAUUGUCCAGUCUCGCACCAACAGCACGCUGGUUGGAGUGUUCUCCAUUAUCCUCGUCUUUAUCUCUGCCUUUGUUAACAUGUUUGCCUGCGACACCACGGGUUUGGCGGAAUGCGUUGCUGAGAAGCUGAACACCUCUGCAGCCCUGGUGACGCCCUGUCUGAUCCGCAGUUUGAAUGUGUCUGUCGAGGGGGGUCUAGAGAUCUGUCCCAGCCAAGGCCCCUCCUGCCCCUUUCCUGAGUAUUUCAGCUACAGCGUGCUGCUGACGCUGCUGGCCUGCUCCGUGUUCCUGCAGAUCAGCAGCAUAGGGAAGCUGGCCCUCAUGCUGCUCAUCCAGCUCACGUUCCUGCUGCUGGUGGAGUGGCCACAAGUAGCACUAUUUGACAAUGCGGACCUCUUUGUCACCUCCAAUGCCAUUGAUUUAAAUGAAACUAUUCCUCAGUGGCCCAGUUUCAAUGAAACUACAAACCAGUGCCCUUUUGUUGUGACCAAAGUGUCCCUGAGAGUCAUGACUCCAGUGAUCCUCACAGUCUUUGUCCUGGCACUGUACCUGCAUGCCCAGCAGGUUGAAUCUACUGCACGCCUCGACUUCCUGUGGAAAUUACAGGCCACAGAGGAGAAGGAGGAGAUGGAGGAGCUGCAAGCCUACAAUCGUCGCCUCCUUCAUAACAUCCUGCCGAAGGACGUAGCUGCUCACUUCCUGGCUCGUGAACGGCGUAACGACGAGCUGUACUACCAGUCUUGUGAGUGUGUAGCUGUGAUGUUCGCCUCCAUCAGCAACUUCUCCGAGUUCUACGUGGAGCUGGAGGCCAACAACGAGGGAGUGGAGUGCCUCCGGCUGCUCAACGAGAUCAUCGCAGACUUUGAUGAGAUCAUCAGUGAGGAGAAGUACAGGCAGCUAGAGAAGAUCAAGACCAUUGGUUCCACCUACAUGGCGGCCUCAGGUCUCAAUGACUCUACCUAUGACAAAGAAGGCCGUACCCAUAUUACUGCACUAGCUGACUAUGCCAUGAGACUGAGAGAGCAGAUGAAGUACAUCAACGAGCAUUCCUUCAACAACUUCCAGAUGAAGAUAGGUCUGAACAUUGGGCCAGUGGUAGCGGGGGUUAUUGGAGCACGGAAGCCUCAGUAUGAUAUCUGGGGCAACACAGUAAAUGUGGCCAGUCGUAUGGAUAGCACAGGUGUACCUGACCGCAUACAGGUGACCACAGACCUCUACCAGGUGCUUGUAAAGAAAGAGUACGUGUUGGAGUGUCGUGGGGUUGUAAAGGUCAAAGGUAAAGGUGAAAUGACAACCUACUUCCUGAAUGAUGGACCGCCCAACAGUUAGCAGCCAAGACAGCAGCAUAUGCUGGGAUGACCACCCCCUCCUCCCCCCCACUGCAAGGACACGGCACCACUGAGCGAGGACUCACAGUGUGAGCGAGCGGCUAAGAACUAGAGACGCCACCACUUGAAUCCCAAGCAAAGAGGAAAAAAAAAAAAAAAAACAAAACAAAAAAAAAACCAGAAAAGAAACUUUGAAGACUUCAAAUGGAAAGUGUUCUAGAUGAGAGGAAAAUGUUCUUGUUUGGCGGCCAUUUUGGCCCACAUACAUGUUGAAGGACACGUGUUUUUCUCACGUCUAGCCUCUCUCUCAGGCUUCUUGAAAGAUGCAAAGUCUGUUUAUUUAAAACGCCUUUUAGCCUGUGUCAAAAGAAGAUUAACGCUGUACAUACGGCUACUUUUUAUUUUACUUUGGGUCUUUUUGUUUGUUUUUUUUUUUUUUCUGUAAUUUUUUAAUUUCACAUGAAUUAUGAAGAGGUACUCAUGUUUUGUUUCUGCAUUAAUUAUUUAUUUCGAUCUUGAUGUUUUGUGCAAAAAGGUCCUUUAUGAAAACGUGUGGAAACAUACGGGCACAAAUAUCCAGUUUAUUACACGUUUUUUUUAAGUGUGUAUGUACAUGCAUAUUUGUGUGUGUAUGAAUAUAUGUAUAAACUGAGGAGGAAUAUAUUGACCAAAGACUAAAGUAUUUACUAAAAGCAAGGCAAGAUGUGUGGAUAUGUUCUUGCUAAAGUCAGCAAUGAUCACCGCCUCUGUUAUUUAAGCAGAGGGCCUGAACCCUCCGUCUUUCUGCCCAACUGCUGGCCGCAAUGGCUGCUCCAUCUCUUGUCUAGAAUAUGUACAAUAAAUUUAUUUAGCCUGUCAUUCAGGCAGCAAAAAGCAGCUCAUGAACUCUAAAUUAAAACGCUGACCUCAAUCAUCAAAUUAGAUUAACUUAAAACAGACUAAAGACAACUAAGGAUGUUAUUAGAAGGUUGUACCUGAGCAGUUAAAAUAGAGCCAGCCAGGAUUAGGCCCCUCUUCAUCCUCACUUCAUGUCUGAUUGGUUCCUUAGAGCUUGAGCGACCAGUGAACAGCUUGUUUUUUUAGCCAUGGCAGUGCACCGUCACUGACUGCUCCUUCCCUUUCAGAGAGGUAUUGUUUCGGUACAGAUGGAAAUGGAAGAACUUAGAUCAGCGACCUGUUCCAGAGCCUUCGGGGGGGGAAACCUUGGAUUUCAAUGCAUUGGUAUCGCACAGCCUGAUUCUUCUAUGAAGAAGAAAUAGAUGAAGGAAAUAAAUAUAUAUUAAUUUUAA
Molecule: messenger RNA, 5355 nt
Organism: Archocentrus centrarchus (flier cichlid)
Lineage: Eukaryota; Metazoa; Chordata; Actinopteri; Cichliformes; Cichlidae
Product: adenylate cyclase type 6
Exons: 24
Coding region: 444-4067 (1207 amino acids)
Biological process (GO): adenylate cyclase-activating G protein-coupled receptor signaling pathway; intracellular signal transduction; cAMP biosynthetic process
Cellular component (GO): plasma membrane
Molecular function (GO): adenylate cyclase activity
Source: RefSeq, a predicted model, not a curated record